Bufo gargarizans (Asiatic toad) is the source of this 1671-nucleotide messenger RNA. RefSeq lists its product as uncharacterized. NCBI's taxonomy places the organism in Eukaryota, Metazoa, Chordata, Amphibia, Anura, Bufonidae. The transcript is spliced from 3 exons. The coding region runs from base 64 to 873 and encodes 269 amino acids. The record is from RefSeq and is a predicted model, not a curated record.
CUGGGCUAGAGUAUUUAAGCUGAGGUUGCACAGUCUUAAGAAGCUAUUUUCAAAGUAAGGAGGAUGUCUACAUUUUGGCUUUGCCUGUGUGCAUUUGUCCAGUUUUCCUGGACUUUGCCCAUGUACUCAGAGAAAACUCAUGGACAUUCACCAGAGCACAACAAGAUAGGAAGAGCGGUGGAACCCAAUAACUUCAUCAAGAAGCACAGACCAGAUCAGAUGGAGAGUAUCCUUCAAAAGCUUGGUGCUGACAGAUGGUCCAAGGGACAGGACAUUCUGAAAUACCACCGGUCACAAUGCAACCACAUGAACCAGUCGUGGAUACAAUGGCAAGGCUCAACUUAUAAUGAAGACCUGGGUUCUGAGUACACACUCAAAAUCUUUACUGGACCUCUCAAGCCGACAUUCCCCCAAAGGAACCUUUUCCAAUACAUGAGUAGGAUCUACAAGUGCUGUAGACUUGGAUUCAGCUGCAGAAGGAUAAAGGGUCUCCAAGGAACCCUAGAUGAAGGAGGAAGAGCGGCAACUUUCUACAUUGACUUGGAUAUUCUCAGCCUUUCCAUUCAGAGAGCCCAAAUACAUUUGGAAGUUUCAGCUGACGAACAACUGACCGUGAUUCCUGUACUUAACAUCAAUGGACUCAGACGUUCAAGCUUCACACAGAUAAGGAGUGGCCAUGUUCUAGACCUAACUCUUGAUGUGAUGUCCAUCUUACAAGCCUUAAAAGAGAAAGAGACGGUGGAUGCAGAGAAGGAAGAAGUAACAGAGCUGAGCUUGUCGUUACAAUGUAUCCAGAACGAUCUUCAUGUCCCUUGUAACCUUCACAGAGCGUUUCUUCUUCAGUCUCCGUUCAUAACUCUACAAUACAAGUAAUGGGACAGGACUGGUCUUCAAACUGCGAUUGCACGGAGAUAUUGAGAGCAGUAAUGAAGUCUGCUGAACGAUGGGAGCACGGCAUGGUUGAAGAAAUCUCUGCAUUUCACUGGGAGUGAUACCAUAGCAUAGCAUUCUCCCCUGUAGCAUAAACUCUUGUUCUGGCACUUUAUAUUUUUCUGAAAAAGAGGCUACAUUUUCGGUUUGGGCAAAUAGGCUUAUUCACUAAUUAUUUGCCGUUAACUAUGGAUGGGCAUACAGCCCUAUGUGAUUUCAGAGGUUCCACAUUAUCAAUUUGACGUACCCCAGUGGAUUACAAUCCUUAUAGGAUGACAACCAAUUUACGUUAUUACUGGGCCAGUUAAAGUGUACCCAACCUUCUGAAGAACUUUAUUCAAAAAUAUUAUAAAUGACAUCAAAGUAUUUUUUGUAAUAUACUUUAAUUUUUUCCUGUAUUAGUUCAGGAAACCGUACACCACCAACAUGUCAGCGGUGUACGAGUGUACAUAUUCCAUAGCGCUACAGAUCCCCUGCACUGUGGGUGCCUAUUUUGUAAGUAAAAUGGGGGAUAAAAAAUAUUACAAAAAUGUAUUUUAUGGAAUUUUGAAAAGUUUUAAGUUCUUCAAAUUGUUAGCUACGCUUUAAAUAUUCCGUCUUUGACAGUUUAUUCAUCUCUGCUGAUAUUUUGGAUUUCACAUUUCCUUCAGGUGACGUGUGGGACAUAUUAGCAAUGUGUACAGUGCAGGUGACAUACUUCCACCGUGCACAUAAUGAUAGUCGGGGGGCGGAAGUACAUGC